AUGAGGUUUGACUGGAUUAAUAUAGAAAUUUUUUUAAUUUUUCAGAAUCAAAAGGACCAUUUAAUUGAACAUUUAAUUAACACAAAAACAUCCUGGAAAUGUGAAAAAUGUAAACCAACUAAAAUUUUCUUUGAUAUUUGGUCAAUUAAAGAACAUCUAUUUAUUUAUCAUACACAAGCAAUAUUUAGAUGUUUAUUUUGUUUAAAAUUAUUUACUGAACGGUCUUUAUUAACGGUUAGAAAGAAAGAAAAUAUUUUUCUAAAUAGACAGACUUCACUAUAAAAUAAAAGGGCUGAAAAUAGUCGCUUAUAAUGAGCUGUAUGUUAAAUAGAGGGUGAGUAGAGGGUAGUAGAUGUAUGUUAAGUAGAGGGUGUAUGUUAAGUUGAGGUCAGGGAAGGGUCGGGAUGAGAAAAAAGUUGUGUCGGAUUUUGGAUCGCAAAAA
Molecule: messenger RNA, 442 nt
Organism: Meloidogyne enterolobii
Lineage: Eukaryota; Metazoa; Nematoda; Chromadorea; Rhabditida; Meloidogynidae
Source: the annotation of a GenBank genome assembly